AGAGGAAAAAAAAAGAUGGACAUGGCCAUCGACACGCCAUCGCCGGCGCCCUCCGCCGCCUCCCCGGCGCCGUCAGCGGCGGCGGGGCGGCAGACGCGCGCGGCGGAGUCGGUGCGGCUGGAGCACCAGCUCGUGCGCGUGCCCCUCGAGGUCCUCCGGGCCACCGCGCGCACCAACCACCGCCUCGCCGAGAAGGAGAUCGCCGCCGUCCUUUCCUCCGCCUCCUCGGUCGCCGCCCCCGACGCCGUCGACCACCUCACCUCCCUCGUCUCCCGCCUCCACGGACUCAAGCGCAAGAUGGAGGAAGGCGCGCGGGCGGAGGAGCUCCAGGUGCAGAGGUGCCGUGCUCGGCUGGACCGGCUGGCCGCCGCCAGCGCCGGCGACGACGGCGAGUGGGAGGACAUUCGGCUCAAGCGUAUCCUUGUUGACUACAUGCUCCGGAUGUCCUACUAUGAUACUGCCACCAAGCUCGCCGAGACCUCUGGCAUUCAGGAUCUCGUUGAUAUUGAUGUCUUCCUAGAUGCAAAACGAGUAAUUGAUUCUCUUCAGAAUAAGGAAAUUGCCCCUGCUUUAGCUUGGUGUGCGGAAAACAAGUCUCGGUUAAAGAAAUCAAAGAGUAAGCUCGAGUUUUUACUGAGACUUCAAGAAUUUGUGGAGCUAGUCAGGGCUAAGAACUUCCUACCGGCUAUAGCAUAUGGCCGGAAAUACCUUGCUCCCUGGGGGUGUACACACAUGAAAGAAUUACAGCGUGUUACGGCAAGCCUUGUUUUUAGAAGCAAUACAAACUGUGUUCCUUACAAGGUCUUGUUUGAGCAAAACCAGUGGGACUCUCUCGUGGACCAGUUCAAGCAAGAAUUCUACAAAUUAUAUGGCAUGACACUAGAGCCACUGCUGAACAUCUACCUGCAAGCAGGCCUGACAGCUUUGAAGACUCCAUUCUGCUUCGAGGGUAACUGCCCCAAGGAAGACCCAUUGUCACUAGUUGGGUUCCGGAAACUCGCGGAGCCCCUGCCCUUCUCCAAGCAGCACCACUCGAAGCUCGUCUGCCACAUAACCAAGGAACUCAUGGACACCGAGAACCCGCCACUCGUCCUACCCAACGGCUACGUGUAUAGCACCAAGGCUCUCGAUGAGAUGGCCAAGAAGAAUGGGGGCAAGAUCACGUGCCCCAGGUCGGGCGCCGUCUAUAACUACACCGAACUCGUCAAGGCUUACAUCUCAUGAUCAUGGUGGUGCCGUCGUAUCUCUGUCUCGGCGAGAUGAUGACCAUCUGAUUGGUUGGCAGUCUGAAUGUGUACAUAGAACGACUGGAUGAAUCAGCACAUGGGUUGCACAUCCUUUCAAGUUUAUUUGAAUUGUAAUGCAAGGCAAAAGAAAAACAGUGAAAAUUUAAAAUUACUGAUUGUGAUUUCCAUCAUUUACGUUUCCUUCAA
Lolium rigidum is the source of this 1433-nucleotide messenger RNA. Its product is annotated as protein MAEA homolog. Bases 16 to 1224 code for a protein of 402 amino acids. Lineage: Eukaryota; Viridiplantae; Streptophyta; Magnoliopsida; Poales; Poaceae. Gene Ontology annotation, molecular function: ubiquitin protein ligase activity; protein binding. Gene Ontology annotation, cellular component: cytoplasm; nucleus; GID complex. Gene Ontology annotation, biological process: proteasome-mediated ubiquitin-dependent protein catabolic process. The transcript has 7 exons. The record is from RefSeq and is a predicted model, not a curated record.